AUGCCUAUGGAAGUAUGGGUUGGUCCUUGGAAGCCCCACAGGGCAAGGGGCCCCAUUGCUGCAAUGUAUAACAGUCCAGGGCCAACAUAUUCUCUGCCAGGGGCAACUGGAAUGAACAACCAUGACCCGCAGAUGCAGAAAGGCCCAGCAUUCAGCUUCGGCACACGUCAUCGUGACUCACAGGCCAACUCUUCCCCAGGUCCUGGAUACCUCGUUCCCUCCAACAUCACCAGGGUGGGUCGGGAUGGAACCCCUGUGUACUCCGUCUAUGGCCGAGCUAAGGAUAUUCAGCCCUUUAAAACCCCUGGCCCAGGCAGUUACUCCCCUGAAAACGCAAUAAAAACCACCUUUUACUCUGCCCCUGCGUUCUCUCUGUCUGCUAGGACUAAAUUGUUUCGUAAUGACCAAACACCAGGUCCAGCUGCAUACAUGCUUCCCCCAGUAUUAGGGCCAAGAGUUGUGAAUAAAGCAUCUGCCCCAAAUGUCUUCUUCGGCGGUCGUAGCGCAAUCGGCAGCUUCUAUGAAGAUCUACGGAAGACUCCAGGCCCAGGGACCUACCAAGUGGUGAAUUCAGGUGUGUACAAACACAAGGCCCCUGAGUACAGCAUGACCGGACGCAACUUCUCACCUGGAGACACUACAAAGAAACCAGGACCUGGAGCCCACCAUCCAGAAAGGGUUACUUUCACAGGAAUCAAAGCUCCCAGCUUUUCCUUUGGAAUUCGUCAUUCUGAGUACACCGCUCCUUUAAUUGUGGAUGGGGCUGAUUAA
Messenger RNA from Sinocyclocheilus grahami, 771 nucleotides. RefSeq names its product ciliary microtubule associated protein 1B (gene cimap1b). The coding region runs from base 1 to 771 and encodes 256 amino acids. The record is from RefSeq and is a predicted model, not a curated record. NCBI's taxonomy places the organism in Eukaryota, Metazoa, Chordata, Actinopteri, Cypriniformes, Cyprinidae. Gene Ontology annotation, cellular component: cytoskeleton. The transcript has 6 exons.